AUGUCCGGUGGAAUUUUCUCCCCCCUGGAGAACCUUUGUGACCUGGACAACGCUAACUGCCACCCACUUGUGUGUUUUCUAUGCCACGAGCAGUAUGGGCACCCUUGCCUCCUGGAUUGUUACCACAACUUCUGUGCCAGCUGCCUGAGGGGCCGGGCCAUUGACAGCCGCCUCACCUGUCCUCUCUGUGGACACCAGUCCAUUGUGAAAGGCAGCGGCCUGCCCCCCGAGGACCGGCUCCUCAAGUUCUUGGUGGACAGCUCUGGGGACUGCGAGGAGGAAGCGCAGUGUGCAAAUUGCGACCUUCAAUGCAAGAAGCAGGACUUGGAUGCCAUGUAUUUCUGCAAUACCUGCAACCAGCCCCUCUGUGCCAAGUGCCGCGAGGAAACCCAUAAAGCCAAGAUGUUCUCCCGUCACGAGAUCGUCUCGCUGACCAAGCGCACCAAAGACAUCCACAAGAAAUGCCCACUUCACGAAGAGCUUUACAUCAUGUUCUCCACGGAGAAAAAGUCUAUGUUGUGCAUUAACUGCUUCCGGGACAUGCCAGUGGAGAGCCGAGCACACUGCAUCGACAUCCAGACUGCGUAUAUGCAAGGCUGCGAGAAGCUGGACCAGGCGGUGAUGGCCGUGAAAGAGCUGCAGACCUCCACACGCGAGGCCAUCGUGCUCCUCAAAGCUAUGAUUGAGGAGGUGCGCAACAGCGCGGAUGAAGAGGAGACGGCCAUCAACACCCUCUUCAGUAACAUGCAGGACAGGUUGGCAGAAAGGAAGAAGAUGCUUUUAAAAGGGGUCCAGAGUCAGUACGAAGAAAAAGAGAAAGCCUUCAAGGAGCAGCUCACUCACCUGGCAUCGCUGUUGCCCACUCUACAGGUCCACCUGGUGACCUGCUCUGCUUUUCUGAGCUCUGCUAACAAAGCCGAAUUCCUGGAUUUGGGCUACCAACUGAUGGAGAGGCUGCAGAAGAUCGUCAAGCUGCCCCAUCGAAUGAGGCCCUCCCAAACCAGCAAGAUUAACACCGAAUACAGGGCCGAGUUCGCACACUGCUUGGAGCCGCUGCUCUUUCUAACUCCCCGUCGCUCAGUUGUGGUGAACGGAGGAAGCAUCGGGCCUGGGAUGAACAAUGGAAACAUGAUCUCCGGAGGCCCCUGUUCCAAGACGCUGAUGGUGUCCAGCUGCCCCUCAGCUUGCGAAAAGAUGUCCCUGACAGGCUCCGUGGUCCGGAAGCCAACGAUGCAUCGUUACAUCAGCACCAAGGUCUUGCUGGCCGAGGGGGGAGAGACGUCAUUCACGGAACACUGCCGCAACUAUGAGAACAUGUACCGGAUCCUCCAAACAGAGAUUCAGAACCUGAAGGAUCAAGUGCAGGAGCUGCACCGCGACCUCACCAAGCACCACUCCCUCAUUAAGACGGAGAUUAUGAGCGACAUCUUGCAGAAGUCCCUGCAGAUGGACGUGCAAAUUGCUUCUGAGUACUCGUCCGUGGAGAUGAUGAGGAGCAUGUUCGAAGAGUCCUGGGAAGAAACCUACCAGCGAGUGGCAAAUGAACAAGAGAUUUAUGAAGCCCAGCUGCACGACCUUCUGCAGCUGAAACAAGAAAACAGCUACCUGACCACCAUCACCAAACAGAUUGCCCCCUAUGUCCGCUCCAUCGCCAAGGUGAAAGAACGGCUGGAGCCCAGGUUGCAGGACGCAAAGGAGAAGGACAGCCAGGCCGAGAACCUGCUUAAAAUCUACGAUGACAGCACAACGGCGAGUGGCGACAUCCUGCACAGGACCGACGCAAGCGACGAAACCCCCGAAGACCGAGAGAGGCCCCCAGAAUCCAAAGCGGAAAGCCAGGCACUCAACCCGGCCACCGAAAAUCCGCCGUCGAAAACCAACGACUGCUGCAAGAGCCAGCCAAAAGGCUGGGGCGGCGGUGCCAGCCGCAUGAGCAACAGACCGGUGUUUGGCUUGUCACCCCUGGGAUCGGUGCAGGGAGCUCUGCUGUCCAUGAGGCUGGUCAGUGUGAGUAGCUCCUCCACCUGCCUCCUCCUGGGCAUUUGCUGUACUUGUAUCGGGGGUGGGGGGAUUGGUUUUGUCAUGCCUUACAGGAAGCAUGUAACCUAG
Euleptes europaea (tarantolino) is the source of this 2109-nucleotide messenger RNA. It is a transcript of the gene RNF207, whose product is annotated as ring finger protein 207. The transcript has 18 exons. Bases 1 to 2109 code for a protein of 702 amino acids. Lineage: Eukaryota; Metazoa; Chordata; Lepidosauria; Squamata; Sphaerodactylidae. Gene Ontology annotation, molecular function: zinc ion binding; transmembrane transporter binding; Hsp70 protein binding. Gene Ontology annotation, cellular component: perinuclear region of cytoplasm. Gene Ontology annotation, biological process: regulation of heart looping; regulation of cardiac muscle contraction. The record is from RefSeq and is a predicted model, not a curated record.